This is a messenger RNA of Melanaphis sacchari, 1681 nucleotides long. RefSeq names its product RCC1 domain-containing protein 1-like. The record is from RefSeq and is a predicted model, not a curated record. Lineage: Eukaryota; Metazoa; Arthropoda; Insecta; Hemiptera; Aphididae. The transcript is spliced from 6 exons. Bases 119 to 1177 code for a protein of 352 amino acids.
CCCAUCAUAUUAUACAUUUUUUUUUUUUUUUGUAAAAUAGUAAAUUAUUUCUUAUUCUGUUAUAUUGUAAUUUCUUUGCAAUACAACAACAGACUUAGAUUCAUAUUUAAACAGCAUCAUGGGUAUGUUUUGGUGCGGAUUUAAUGGAUUCAACCAAUUGAACAUUGAAUCAAACGUCGAUUUAGAUUUUCAUGCUUAUGGCAAUGAAGGAAAUUAUGGUGAAAUUCGACAAGUGGCAUUUUCUUGGAGUACUGCUUCUAUUUUGACAAAUUCUGGUAAAAUUGUCAUGAGUGGCCUCAUCAACAAAAAAACGAUUAAUUUUGAAAUAUUGGAUGAUUUAGAAUAUGGUCCUUUUAAAUCUAUUUCUUCAUCUGAAUCAAAUAUAUUAGCUGUUGAUUCAGUUGGCAAUUGUUGGUCGUAUUCAAAAUGUAAUGUCAAAUGGAAUAAUAUAACUUCAAUAUUACAAAGAGAGGAGCAAGACUCUGAAGACUCUGUAUCCAAAAAUCAAAGUCAACCAUCUAUUAAUCAUGUAUGCUGUAGUGAUACAACUCAUCUAGCAGUUACAUAUAAUGACAUUUAUUCAAUUCCAACUAAAAUAUUCAAUUCAAAAUUCAAAAUCACUCAAGUAUCCUGUGGCUUUGAACAUAUAGUUAUUUUAUUGGAAACUGGUUGCUUAUAUACACAAGGAUCCAGUAGCCGAGGUCAAUUAGGUCAUGGUGAAUUAAAUGAAGAAGAUCAUCCACGACUUCUAAAAUCUCUAGAUGGUAUUCGAGUUAUUAAUAUUUCUGCUGGUGGCUGGCAUACUGCUGCGAUUACAGAGUAUAAUGAUCUCUAUAUGUGGGGCUGGAAUCAUUCUGGGCAAUUAGGAAUUUCAAAUUUUUCAGAAAGUGAUGGUACAAUAAUGGCUUCAGAACCUGUACUGAUUGAUUGGGAAGAAGAGACAGAUAUUGAACAAGUGAGUUUGGGGGCAAGACAUUCAAUGGUUCUAACUAAAAACAAUAUACUUUGGGGUUGUGGGUGGAAUGCUCACAAACAACUUGGUAUUGAGACAUCCCAAUUAACUUGUGAUAGGAUGAUUAAUUUGAGUAAUUUAUCACCAUUGUUGAAAUGCAAUUUAAGGAAAAUCGUCAAAGUAGUAUGUGGUGCAUGGAAUAGUGCCUUGCUGUUAAGUAAAUGAUUUUUUACCCUAUUUUAAUGAAAUUAUUCUAAAAAAAAUUUAAUGUGUGAAUUAGUAGCUGGGUUUUGUGAAAAGCAAUUUUUAGGAUUACAAAAUUUGUUGUAUAAGAGAUAAUGUCUAUAUUCUCAUUACUAUAAUUCAAACAUAAAUUCUUUUUACAAUAGAUUUUGAAAAUGUUUUCAAAUUAUUAUGAGACAUACAUUUUAUACUAAGCAUCAAAUUUAAAUUAUUUGAAAUUUUCCAAGUAUUUAAAUUAUUUGCUUUCUUAUAUUUUUACUUAUAUCAACUUUAAAUGUCUCUGUGAUUUAAUUUGAUUAAAAAUGUAUUAAUUUGGGUAAAUUUCAACUUGUGAGGAAAUUAAUAUUUGUAAUAUUUUAAAUUAUCUAGAAUUGAAAAACAACAAUAGCUUUAAUUAAAUAUGUGUACUUCUUCAUUGAACAAAAUAUGGUAUGGAUGAAAAUAGUUAAAAAGUGUUAAACAAUUGGAAAGUUUAAAUUAACAUAU